CCCAGAGCCAUGUGUGCGUGUGUGUGUGUGCAAUCAGGGCAACAGGAGCUGGAAGGGGCUGGCCUCUGAGUUAGGCCUGAGACUGAACGGGGGCCCUGGACCAAAGUCAGGCACCCAUAAAGGCCAGGCAGCCCUCAGGCUGUGACCAGAGGAGGCCAAGGCCGAGGCUGCCCUGGAAAGAAGAAGCCCUGGAGAUGGGCAAAGCUGGGAAGGCAGGUACCCUGAAGAAGUGGCCCCCGAGGUCUGAGAGGACAGACUGCAGGAGGGAUGAGGGGGCCUGGGUAGGAGUGGCCAGCCUGGGUUGGGUGGGGGCUGGCUGAUCCUCCAGGCGCCUCCCUCCUGUUGCUUAAUUGAAGCCUCCCACCUUGUUGCACUGCCAACAGCCCCUUGAGAUGUGAGUGUUCUUGAGCCCCUCAGUGUCCCCAGGGCACCCUCAGGCCAGAGAGGGCUUUCCCUCUGUGCUCUGGUGUCUGUGGGACUGGCGCCUGGACAGGAGAAUCAUAGGCAGUGAGAUCCCUCGAGUCCAAGAAGGGAGAAGUCCCUUUGUGAGGAGCAGGGCCCCUCUCCUGGGAGGGCGUAGGCUUCUAUGUGCCCCCCGGGAAGCUGGCUUUAUGCUUUGUCGUUACUACCUCAACUUGUAGGCUUUUUUACCUGUGCAGAUUUUUUUCCCCAGCUGGGCUGUGCAGCAUGUGUGAUCUCAGUUCCCCUACCAGGGAUCGACCUCAUGGCUUCUGCAGUGGGAACACAGUGUCUUAACUCCUGGACUGCUAGGGAAGUCCCCCUCUGCGGGUGUUUAGAUGCCAAAGGAGCCAGAAAGGAAGUAUCCACUGGGUCUCAUCUUCCAGGCUCUUCAGGAGGGGCUGUGGCUACAUGCUCUGAGCAUUCUGGGGCCCCCAGACUCCAGGGCUGGGGAGGGGAGGCACUUGUGCUCAUAGGCCCUUCCCAGGCUUCCCCCAUCCCCAGCACCUGGGGUUGGCCUACUCUGGGGCAAGGCCAGGCCUGGGACUAGCCCUGUGCAACUGGCUUCCUCACCCUGUGGUGUGUAUCCUCAGCCAGAGAGGGGACUUUGUCCAAUUGGGCAGUUUUGAGAGUGAGUCUAAAAAUAGACCCCCAUCCAGGGCUGUCUGGUUCCUGGGCUAAGAGAGCCUGUAAACAGGACACACCCCAGAGUCUCAGUCACUAGGAUUGGCCUGAUGGCUUCCUCCAGGCUCACAGCCCUCCCUCAGCCCUCCUGUCACAUCCUGGGGACCAGGAACCUGGGCAGGCACUUUUCCCAUUGGGAAGCAUAUCCCCAUUUUACAGAUAGGAAACUGAGGCUCAGUGGAAACAAGCUACUAGGUCCUGUAGGCCGUGAGGGCACUGGACGACUGCAGGCCUUUCCUGCAGCCCUGCGCUCUAUCAGGAGUGGUGUUCAGAGACUUGAACUGGGAAUAUCAACAGGGCUUCCCGACCCUGGGGUAGAUGUGUUCCCUGGGCCGUGGUGGUCUAAGUGCGGGGUCCACUUGGAGCUCAAGCUGCUGACUCCGGCCUAUUGGUGGCCGCUGGCUGCAUUUGGCUAACGGUACUGUACCCUUAGCCAGCUGGAUUGUGGCUCGACCCUAUCUCCUGGAAGGCAGGGAGAUCACAGUUAAAGGGAAGAGGCAAAUGCCCCCAUGCCCUUCCCAUCCCUGGACCCUUCUGGUGAGGGUGGCAGGGUGGCCUCUAUCCCACUCCUAUGUCAUGGGGCUUCCCUUCCAGAGGCCGAGGGGAUCCGGCAGUGGAGUGCGAGGACCAGACACCCCAGCGAUGACCAGUUCCCCCGUCUCCAGAGUUGUCUACAACGGCAAGAGGAACAGUAGCCCCCGCUCUCCCCCCAACAGCAGUGAGAUCUUCACCCCAGCCCACGAGGAGAAUGUGCGCUUCAUUUACGAAGCCUGGCAGGGUGUGGAGCGGGACCUGCGCAGCCAGAUGUCGGGCAGCGAGCGGGGCCUGGUGGAGGAGUACGUGGAGAAGGUCCCUAACCCCAGCCUGAAGACCUUCAAGCCCAUCGACCUGAGCGACCUGAAGCGCCGGAACACGCAGGACGCCAAGAAGUCCUAAGGCGCGCCAGUGCCCCUCCCCCGGCCUCCGGGAGAUUUGGGUGCAGCCUGCCGCUGGCCACCGCCUCUCCUGUGGGCUCAGCUCCUGGGAGGGGGAGGGGGCCUUGCUCCCAGUGGGCCGAAAAUCCCAGGACCAGGACAGGCAUGAUUGAUGGCCAAGGCCUGCCCCUUCUCCCCGAGCCUUUCCUUUCCUCUCGGGGUAUCUCAGGUUACCCCUGUCCCUAGGAGGGCCUCGGCCCUGCCAGCCCAUGCCCGCUCCCCCCGCCCCCGGGGGCCUGGCUGGACCUUUGGAGCUGCUGGUCCUGCCUGCCCCCAGGGCCUCGACCCUGAUUCUUGUCGCCUUCUCCUGCCUCCACCCCUGACCCCUGGCCACUUCCAGGAUCAGGAGGGAGAUGAGGGGCCUCCUUGUUGUCUCCUGUGCUGUGGGACUGGGCUGGUUUUGUCCUGAAGUGGCCAGGAGCCAGGACAGGGUGGUCCCACCCACACCCAGCAUGGGUCCCUCACUGACCCCUGCUGCAUCUGUGGCCGGAGCAUCUGACCCCCCACCCCACUGUCCAUCCUGGCCCCGUCCUUGUCAGCUUCAGGAUAACACCAGCUCUCCGGGCCUGGCACACUGCUGGGUGCCCCCUCCAAGGGUUCUAGGCAGCCAGGUCUGGCCCGCCCUUGGGAAGGGGCGUGGGGCUGGCCUGAGCUGAUGAGGCUACCCAGUGGGUCCUGCUCUGUGUGGUGAGUUGGGAGGGUCUUCAGGGCCGUUUUUUUUCUUCCUGUGCCCUGCAGAUCCAGGUGUCUGACUGGAACCUGAGGACCAGUAAAUAAAAGUGGGGUGGCAUUGGCUUGGCAA
Molecule: messenger RNA, 2919 nt
Organism: Capra hircus (goat)
Lineage: Eukaryota; Metazoa; Chordata; Mammalia; Artiodactyla; Bovidae
Gene: MCRIP1
Product: MAPK regulated corepressor interacting protein 1
Exons: 4
Coding region: 1645-2079 (144 amino acids)
Source: RefSeq, a predicted model, not a curated record